UUUACAGAGUAUUCAAUUUUGUUUAAAAUCUAGAUCAUCUUCUGAAAUCUUUUAGUUUUAGAUUAUCCAUAGUUCGUUUGGGGUUACAAUGUUAAAUAAAAUGAUUAAUAUUUGAGAGCAUCUUCUGUAAUCAUUUACGUUUAAAGUAAAGUUUAAAAUUUGAUACGCUUGGUAAGUCAGAGACACAUAGACUUUUCAAGCGCAAUGCAACCAUUAGGAGCAAAGUUGAAGCUUCCAGGCAUACAAAAUACGGUUAGUUUGGGAAUUGCGAGCAUCGAAGUAGUUGUGCCUUGUGGACGAGAAUUGACUUCCCGGCAAGUGCUCGAGAAACUGUUCCUCGGAAAAGGAUUAAUCUUUAUAUGCACAUAUUUUUUGCUGGCAUUGCUGGAAUCAUUUGUCACAUCAAUUACAAAUUAUUUGGGUGGACGCGGAUUUCACAUUAGAUACUCGGGAUUGUUGCUGAAUUUGCGAGUAAUUCGCGGCUUUUUGGGAUAUGCGUCGCCAGAAGGACGUGCGAAUAGUGCAUCGAUGCGUCAAAUGGUGGUAAUGCUGACAUUAUCUGGGCUUAUACUCACGAGCUGGUUCAAUGCCGCCUUUAGCACAUUAUUCACCAAGCAUCUUGACUAUCAGCAUAUUGAGACAUUCGAACAGUUAGCGGAGAGUAAACUGUCUGUUCUUAUGGAUUGGAGUAUUCGAUAUCAUAUUGAAAAUUCGAACAAGAACAUUCCUCAUACUCUCUUCAUGCCACCGAGAGCGCAAAUAGAUGCAAUUUUUUCGCUGAACUCUAGCUUUGCCUAUAUAACUUUUUCCUAUAUAUGGAGCGCAGUUUACCAGAUGCAAGAAAUCGUGGAGCGUAGAAUUCUCUGCAAGGCAAAUGCUAUAGAUCUUGACAACCGUUUUCCGGUGGGUACAAUUGUGCAAACGAACUCUGUCUUUGGCCCUUCCUUAGAUAGAUUCAUAUUAAAUGCUCAAAGUUCAGGCUUGGAAAUGCAUUGGAAACGUAAAACUUUUGAGGAUAUUCUCUAUAAUAGUGCUCAUAUAAUGAAAAGCCGAGUCGAAGAAUCGAACAAUAAUUGGGAGCUAUGGAAAUUACAGUGGAAAUUAUUAUUUAUUGGACUGGGUAGCAGCUUAAUUGUUUUUAUUGGUGAGCUAGUUGUCUACUAUUGGCAAAAAUUUCGCUUGACACCAGCUUUUUAAGCUUUAUACAGAUACACAUAUGCUCAUAUUAUAAAUGCUUAUAUAUAGAAAUAUAAUACAUUGUUUGAGAAACUCUUUUAAUUGAUAUGUAAUAUUUAAUGAAAUAUCUAAA
This is a messenger RNA of Drosophila nasuta, 1309 nucleotides long. RefSeq lists its product as uncharacterized. The record is from RefSeq and is a predicted model, not a curated record. Lineage: Eukaryota; Metazoa; Arthropoda; Insecta; Diptera; Drosophilidae. Bases 205 to 1197 code for a protein of 330 amino acids. The transcript has 2 exons.